Corticium candelabrum is the source of this 1602-nucleotide messenger RNA. RefSeq lists its product as uncharacterized. Gene Ontology annotation, molecular function: G protein-coupled peptide receptor activity. The transcript has 2 exons. Gene Ontology annotation, cellular component: plasma membrane. Bases 1 to 1359 code for a protein of 452 amino acids. Lineage: Eukaryota; Metazoa; Porifera; Homoscleromorpha; Homosclerophorida; Plakinidae. The record is from RefSeq and is a predicted model, not a curated record. Gene Ontology annotation, biological process: adenylate cyclase-activating G protein-coupled receptor signaling pathway; activation of adenylate cyclase activity; hormone-mediated signaling pathway.
AUGACUGAAGAGAGUGCACGCAUCUCUCUUGUUGGUGACCAAACUACUAACGUUAAUCAGACACUAGAUGAUCCGGAUCCAAAAUACGGUUACUACUAUGAGCCUUCUGGAGAUAUUUUAUCCAGUGAUGUCUUCAAUGGAGUUCUUUGGAUGUUACUUUCAAUAGGACUUAUUGGCAACGUAUUGGUUUUGAUGUGGAGACUGUCACAGAAAAGAGAUCAGAGAACGUCCCCUCUGUCAAUUCUUAUCCUCACACUGGCAGGUUCAGACUUUCUGUAUUGUGUUCACUUGCUUCUGUUGAAGAGUUUGAUGGCUGAUUCUAAACAAGGACAAGAUAUUCUGGAGCAGAUCUCUUCGCGUUGUGUGUGCACUGUAAGCGGAGCUUUGUCUUUGUUAUCUUGCUGCACAGCUCAGUGGACAAUAUUCAUUAUUGCAAUUUACUCACUUCAAACAAUGAACAAAUGGUGUUCUCGUUGUUGCUGUUCACUUAUUAAGAAACGAAACGUGCUUAUUGCAAUUACCUGCCAAAUGUUGGUCGUUGGAAGUGGCAUUAGUCUACUGAUUUAUGUCUUUUUAUAUCAUUUUCCACGUGUCGAUAUUGGAUCCUACCAGCAUUUGCGUAACAAUAUGUUCUCUAAUUUCUCAAGACGUGAGCAAAUUACUGAGAUUUUUGGACGUUGUGCUUGGGCACAGACAAAUGGCUUUGCUUAUUGCUACAAUAACACACGAAGACAGUCAUACACAAUCUACAAAGGCAUUGAGUGUACAGGACACGUUGAUACCCUCCUUACACUUGGCAUAAUUCUAGCAUCUCAUAACUCAAUUCUUGCUUUUGCGUCUGUGGUUCUCUACUUAUUGUUGUGUAUACGACUUCGUAGAGCAGCUUCUCAAGUAAACCUAACAGAACGAUCUGACAUACACAAACUUCAAUGGCGUUUGAGUGUAAUUAUACUUCUAAACGCAUUAUGUUGGAUUCCUGUGACUGCAGUAAUUUGGACGACCACAAUUGUGAACAACAGUGAUUCUUGGAAGAACGAUUCGACUGCAGCAAGUGUUCUUGUCAUCUCCAUCAGUCCAGCAGUUAAUCCUCUCAUCUACACUUUUAUAGCAAGGAACUUUUUACAUUCAAUUCGCAAGUAUUGGAGACGAAUAGAAUGCGAAAUAUAUCUGAGACGAAACAGUGCCAACUACGAUGACGAUGACAUUACAGGAGUUGAACGUUGCAGCUGUAUUCCAUGUAUGAGGUGUGUUCACCGCUACGAAGAUUACUGGAUUACUGAAGAAACUUCCGUCUGGAGUUCUGCAACUGAACAGUGUAGACUUUUGACGCCUACCAUUGACCCAGGAAAAGCUACCUAACACGUCUAAAGGUUGGAGCUUGUGGGAUGCCUGGAGCAGCCGUAACAAGAGACUAACUGUUUUGACUAUGGCAUUCUAUUUUACUUACCGUAUAGGCAAGCUUUGUCAACUAGAUUGUGGGCAUGCGCGGUAGGUUACGUUCUAACACAAACGUAGCUAACCAAUUGUUAACAUUUUUUGCUUUGUUGUUAUACACGAGAACGUCUAGACUAUGUACUGUUGAAACGCACUAAAAAUUCCUUU